GAUUUGAACUCCCUCACAAUCUUAUAUUUAUGGCGCACUCUAGUUUUGCACGGUCUCUCUCAGAAGUGAGCACCACUGAUGGUAGCCUAUGUCGAACACUUUUGGACGCAACACGUAGUUCCGGAGACAGUAGUUCAACGGCCGCCUCUUUGCUCUUCUCCUCCAUGGGCAUCAAACGAAAGACACCCACACGAACGCCUUCUAGGCUACCAUUAACUCCGUCUUGCAAAGAAAGUGAGCAGCGAAGUAUUCCAAGCAGCCGAAAAACACCUAAUAUAUUGUCAAAAACGCCAAAUAGUUCCUCUGGGAGUAGAUCUCGUAUUGAACGUGGAGACAGAUUUAUCCCGAACCGCCAGUCGACCGAUAUUGCUCGUGCUCAACACGCGAUUAAAGAAAACAAUGAGAACAAAUGCAUCGAGGACCCGGACUAUCAACGAGCCGUUGCGGGGACUCUUCUCAACGGAGAUUUAGAUGGAACUAGAAUUUUACGAUUCAAAUCAGUUGCCCACGAUGUGACUCGGGGCGUCACUGUGCCGCCGAUUCCUGUAGCCACAUGCAACGCUCCCAACAAUCGUCGUAUUCCUCGGAUGCCCGAAAAAGUGCUCGACGCUCCAGAAAUCAAAGACGAUUUCUACCUUAACAUUCUUGAUUGGUCUGCUGACGAUUUUCUGGCUAUUGCCCUGGGUUCGGAGGUAUAUUUGUGGAAUGCGUCGUCGGGUGAGAUCACAUGUCUAACGUGUACAGCUGUCUUUGACGAAUACGUAACCAGUGUAUCUUGGUCACCGGACGCUGCACACGUUUUGGCCGUAGGAUUGAGUGGCGGACGUAUCCAACUGUGGGACACAACAACCCAAUCGGUGCUACGAACAAUGCGCUUGGGUGAGGCGGGAGUGGCUGGCCGUGUGCCCGUAGUGACUUGGCGUGAGCACAUUGUCACGAGUGGAUGUCGUUCUGGACACAUUCGGCAACACGACACUCGAUCUCCACAGCACGAGGUUGGCUUCAACGACUUCCACACGCAGGAAGUCUGUGGCCUUGCGUGGUCCCCUGACAAACGGUUCUUGGCCUCCGGUGCGAACGAUAAUUGUGCGGCCGUGUGGCCCGAUUCCAUCAUCUCUCAGCGCACUACAUCUCAGCCUGUAGUAUCACUCGCAGAGCAUCAAGCUGCAGUCAAAGCUCUCGCAUGGUGUCCCUGGAAGAACAACUUAUUGUGCACUGGCGGAGGCACCGCGGAUCACACGUUACGCUUCUGGAACGCGAGUACCGGGAAGUGUGCCAAAUCCGUGGAUGUAGUCGCACAAAUCUCUGGAAUCAUUUGGAACAGUGACUAUCGGGAAAUCGUGACAUCACAUGGUACUCCAAAGAAUCAGCUGGUCAUCUGGCGCUAUCCCGAUAUCACUACGGUGGCCGAGCUUAUGGAGCACCAGGGACGCGUACUUUGCAUCGCGUCCUCACCGAAUGGCGAAAUGGUCGCAAGUUGUGCAUCAGACGAAACGUUACGAAUAUGGCAGUGCUUCGAAGUAGACCACUCGAACAAGUGGGCUCAGGAAAAGGUUAUGCGGGCCUCCGUCCUCACACGCAGUCUACGCUAACUAUGUCCCUUUCCGAUAGGAUGACUUUCUCUCCCAUCUAUUUUUAUGGCCCCGCUGUCUUUUACCUCCUCCAUAUGUUCCUUGUGAAUAAAUGACGUUUUAGAGUUUUCGCGUCG
Dicrocoelium dendriticum is the source of this 1708-nucleotide messenger RNA. NCBI's taxonomy places the organism in Eukaryota, Metazoa, Platyhelminthes, Trematoda, Plagiorchiida, Dicrocoeliidae. The record is from the annotation of a GenBank genome assembly.